GUAUUUCAAAGCCAACCUCAGCUGGUCAUACUUAGGCAGCAACAAUUUUUUUGUUUCAUAUUUUGUUUGUGAAAAUUUAAAGCACAACGUCGACGUCAAGAGCUCGAUUUCCCCGCUGCUGACGAGAUCGACCCAGUCCUACCAUGUCGCAACAACGCUUCACGGAGCAGAACGCAGCCUGCAGCAACACCAGCGAUGUGAUUACGCUGGACGACGACGACGAGGACACGGAUGUGCAAUUCGUUGCAGUUCUGCGUCCCACCGCCCCUGUCAUCGAUCUUUGCCUGUCGCCCUCCACUUCCGCUGCUGCGGCGGCGGCAGCUGCGGCUGCAGCCCACUCCGGAAACGGAAGUGCCGAGGACGCGGCGGCUGGAUCUGCACCUGGACCUACUGCUGCAGAUUCGGAUCUUGAUUCACCUGCUGCUACGCCCGAGGAAGCAGCGAAAGCCACCAACGGGGAUGCGGCGGCAGCAGUUUCUGGCGAAGAUUCCCCUUCUGCAGCGGCCGCUGCCUUGGAGUGUCCCAUCUGUCUGCAAACCUGCAUUCACCCAGCUCGUCUCCCCUGUGGCCACAUCUUCUGCUUCUUGUGCGUAAAGGGUGUUGCUUAUAAGAACCGCCGCUGUGCUAUGUGCCGCCGCGAGAUUCCCGCCGAGUUCCUGGAUCAUCCGCAGCUGGUGAAUGGCAUUGAGGACAUCUGCACCACUCGCGCGACUGAGGAUGGCUUCCAGUGGUACUACGAGGGAAGAAAUGGUUGGUGGCAGUACGAUGACCGCACUAGUCAGGACAUCGAAGAUGCCUUUAAGAAGGGCGACAAAUCCUGUACCAUUUUGGUGGCCGGCUACGUCUACAUUGUGGACUUGGAGCAGCUCGUCCAGCAGCGCCAGAAUGAACCCACUCGCUGCCGUAGGGUAAAGCGAGACCUAGCCACUAUACCAAAAAAAGGGGUUGCCGGUCUGCGGAUCGAGGGCAACCAGGUGACCAGCGACACCAUCUUCAGCAGACCAACCAACACAGCCAAUCCAACCACUGUGGCAGCAGCUGCCUCCAGUUUUAUAUCCACCAUAGCAGCCACAGAUGCGGCCAUAAGGAUUGCAAGCGACAUAAUUGGCUCCACGCUGGCUCAUGCGGAUGAACUAACUCGAGGACUGACAGCUAGCAAUCUCAACGACGACAUCAGCAGCAGCGGUGAGCAAUCCAACUCCACAAAUUCAAACGAUGCAGGGCGCUCGCCUGCCUCCUCUCCUGCCUCGAGUUCCAUGCAGGAUCUGAUAACGCGUGACCUGAGAAACACCCAACAGGUGAUUGCCCACAACCAGCACACCAUCGAUCUCUUCGAGCAGGCCUUGAACGACUUCCAGGCGCUGGCCAUGCGCAACUAUGUUGACUCCAGCGAUGAGGAGGACAACGACCAGGAUGAGGAGCAAGAGAUGCGGGAACGGGAGCAGCUGGAGGCGGGCGAGCAGCCACAAUCCAGCGAUAAUCCGCAGAGGUUUUAGGAAUUACCUAUUUAGCAGAAAGCUUAUUUUGUUGCUCGCCUAACCCAUAAAUUUAAAGAAAAGAUCAAUGUUCCUUUAAGCAGAUUUCAAUAUACGGAAAGGGGAAUGUUAACUAGAAAAAUGCAGCGCGUACCUGAGAAUAUAUCAACUAACAUUUAUAACCACAUGCUCAGAGCGUUGGGCGUCAAACAGAAAAAGAAAAGAAUGUCUACAGGGUAAAGAAACAUAUUCCUUAAAACAUAAAAUCUAAUAUUGAAGCAUAGACGUUACAGCAGAAAUAUAAAUAAUCUAUUUAAUAUGGUACUCAACUUUUCUCAAAAAACUUAACCGAAUUAAAGCAUAAAAGUGGUAUUCUUAGUAUGAAAUGGGAAGGACAGUAGUAGCAUUGUUUGAAUCCAUUUGUUUGGCCUGUAAUGCUCUAAAAAUCUCUUCAGCACCUCCGAAUAGAAUUUUGCAGAAUUCCCCUGUACAUAUUGAUUACUUAAUCAAGAGUUCUACAAGAAUCCAGACCAAUUAUCCUCCCUAAGGUCUCAUUUGCAAGCUGGCAAAAGUAAAAGCAACCUCCACCAAGAAAGAGUAGUGUGAAAAGACAAUAUUUGUGAAUUGGGAUUAACUUGACUUGGGUGGGAUUUCUGGGAGGUCAAUUAGGAGAAGAUUCCCACUUACAUAAUUGACAUUUAGUGCGUUUCUUAAAUUGAAAUCGUUUAAAGCAUUUAAACUUGCUUCACACAGUAUCUAUGUUUGAACACACACAAGUUUUCAGAUUUAAAUCUAUUGAAAGUGUUUUAUUGAAGCGCACUGUGGUCAGGGGAAUCAGAACCAGUAUUAAAUAUUAAGUCGCCCUAAGUGCGUUAAACAAAAACAGUUCUGUGACAGUUGAAUAUAUUGAUAUUUUGUAUACUCUAAGUUGCUUUAAAUAAAGUAUUUAAAGAAAAAUUGUUAGUCAGUUUAGGAGCUAAUGUAUACUAUGUACUACGAUGGAUAUACAACCGAUUUAAUAAUCUCAAUUUUGUGACUACUAUUUAUAGAUUCGUUUUCGAUAUGUACUCCACCAUUACUUCUAACAGCGAAAUGCGUAUUCGUUGCUUCCCUAAUAUCUACGAUAUACCUAAAGCUCUACUGAACCCGACUCCCGACUUCGAAACCCCUCCUGGUAAUAUCAACAGUUUUAAAAUUAUACCUCAUAAUGAUCCCACUUGGAAAUUUCUCCAUCCGCUCACCGCAACUCAUUGUGAAAAUCAUCCUUUCUGGCAUUGCGCAUUUCGCAUUUCCUUGAUCUUUGACAACAUUCGCUAUCUAUCGCAUUACUGACAAUGAAUUAAACGGUCUUAAUUACAAUCAUUUGCAUUGCAUAUCUGGAAUACAGAGUCUUUUCGACAUAGUUUUCUUAUCCUAUGGUGGCAGUUUCUAAACAACCGAUUCGUUCUUAAUAAUCAUUUAGCUUUUCAACAAUUAAAUCAAAACCAAAUGUGCCAAGAAACAUUUUUUGAACAGCACUCGCUCCGGUAUUUUUGACAGCACUGAUAAAGCAACUCUAAUGAACAGCACGUAGCAUUUUCUGUCGUCUAAUAUAAUUACAUUUAAUUAAUGAAUUAAGCAUUUACAACUUAGUUUAUACAAGAUGUUAAGAAGUAGAUUUUGCUGAAUCCGAUAUAUGCCGAUUAGGGAUCUGGCUUCUGUGCACGAUCACAUUUGUAAGAAUAGUCCUAAGACAUGUAUUUAAGUUUGGCAAUAAACAACUGUGUGAAAUAUUA
Molecule: messenger RNA, 3250 nt
Organism: Drosophila santomea
Lineage: Eukaryota; Metazoa; Arthropoda; Insecta; Diptera; Drosophilidae
Gene: Rnf146
Product: E3 ubiquitin-protein ligase rnf146
Exons: 4
Coding region: 144-1496 (450 amino acids)
Biological process (GO): ubiquitin-dependent protein catabolic process; Wnt signaling pathway
Cellular component (GO): cytoplasm; nucleus
Molecular function (GO): ubiquitin protein ligase activity; zinc ion binding; poly-ADP-D-ribose binding
Source: RefSeq, a predicted model, not a curated record